AAAAAUCUAAAGACACUGAGUCGCAUACGCAUACGUUUUCUUUGAUCCUAUUGCAUAUUUGUUGGUCGCCUACAAUAAAUCGGAGGUAGUUUCUUUUGUGGGUAGAACUCAGCGGUAACGUAAAUCAAGAAUUUUCUUUUUGAAAGCUUCCGGUCAUAGUUUCAUUAUCAUUGCAUAUGACGCAAUUCAUCUGACUUGUUUACCAAUCUGUUCUAAUAUGCUGUAGGAUUUCUAAUCCCCGGAGAUUCCUCUACACAGCUGGUUAUUUGAUCUGUUGAGUCGAUCUCAAUUCUUGAAGGUAUUUGAUCAUCGUAUCACUAUUCAAUCUCUCACCAUAUAACUAAUCACCAUAAUCUGUUCGUAAUGGCUACAAAGAAAGAAACGUGUAAUUUGACCUCUCGACAUUGUAGCUUCUAACAGUCAACAGUAAUCGAUGGUGUUUGGUUUCAGUAACAAUCGUGCUGCUCGUCUCUUACUCUUCUUUGUAUCGAUACAAAAUUUCGACAUGGUGCUUACCAAAUCAUGAAUCAAGAUGAAAGGAAUAGCUGAAUGGUCGUAUGCUUACAAUGCUAAGACCAAAUUUUAUUAUCUCUUGUCAAAGGCAAUUUGUUCACAACGAGCGGAUGGAUCAGAACGAGGUGUCAUGUUCUAUUUGACUCCGUCAUUGAGCAAACAUCAUUCGCAUGCUGCACAUCUUUUAUUUCGUCGAUGUGUGAAGCAGUUGACGAUCCUUUGCAUGCCUAGUCAUGAUUAUAUGACUAGGGACUCUUUGAGAUGUAUUUUUACCUGUAAAAGUGUAGCAAGAAAUGUGUAUGCUUUACAACAAUCGCUACAGAUCUUAUCUUUCAAUUCUUUUCAGGGUAAUUGUCGAACUGGUAUGGAGCAUGUUCUCCAUGUGGUAAUACAAACGUCUGCAUAGAUUCUUCUACGUCAUAUACCAAACAACAGUGAUCAAUCUUAAAAUUGCUACCUACGACAACAACAACAAAAU
Molecule: messenger RNA, 991 nt
Organism: Plasmopara halstedii
Lineage: Eukaryota; Oomycota; Peronosporomycetes; Peronosporales; Peronosporaceae
Exons: 1
Coding region: 533-919 (128 amino acids)
Source: RefSeq, a predicted model, not a curated record